Nicotiana tabacum (common tobacco) is the source of this 1160-nucleotide messenger RNA. Its product is annotated as josephin-like protein. The record is from RefSeq and is a predicted model, not a curated record. Gene Ontology annotation, molecular function: cysteine-type deubiquitinase activity. NCBI's taxonomy places the organism in Eukaryota, Viridiplantae, Streptophyta, Magnoliopsida, Solanales, Solanaceae. Gene Ontology annotation, biological process: protein deubiquitination.
UUGUUGCAAUUUUAAUUUUAAAUCAAAAUCGCAAAAUUCAUCUUCUGCUAAUUGUUUCUCUAUAAUCUCUCAAUUUGGGAAAUCAGUCUCUAUAUUCGUUGUCUUAGCUUUUGCAGUUGAGGAAUCGCAGCGUCUCAUCUCAGAGGAACUGCUGAACAAGGGGGUAAAUGGAAUGAGCUUAAACUUUGUGAUUAAAAUCAAUGUUAUUUCAGCAAUCAGUUCUUCUGUGUGAGUACUCAUUCGAGUGAUUGAAAGGUUUAAUGAGCUGAACUUGUUAGUUGUGAAGAGUGGCAUAGAUUUGUGUGCUGGACUGGUAUACAGUAGUGUCCAAGCGCCUGUUCUUAGACAGACUGAAUUCUCAGUAAAUGAUCUCUUCCGAGAGAGUGAAUAUGGAGGGAGGAACGAAUAUAUAUCACGAGAGGCAAAGAUUACAGUUCUGCCUCUUACAUUCCCUCAACAAUCUCUUCCAGGGGAAAGAUGUGUUUACAAGAGCCGAAUUGAAUUCCAUUGCUGAAAAACUUGAUAUCGAUGACCCUAACAGGGGAAUCUGGAAUCCUGUGUCAAUUGUAUUUAAGCCUCAUCAUAAUGCAAUAACCGGGAACUAUGAUAUAAACGUAUUGAUUGCUGCACUGGAACAGAAAGGCAAAACUGUUGUUUGGCACGAUAGGCGAAAUGGGGCUUCUUCAAUUGUUCUCGAUGAUCGACUGAUGGGAAUUGUUGUUAAUGUUCCUGUUAGAAAGUUUGGUGACCUUUGGAGAAGCAGACAUUGGGUUACAUUAAGAUGUAUUCAGGGGGUUUGGUAUAAUCUGGACAGUGACUUUGCUGCUCCUUAUGCUUUUAAAGAUAGCCAAGAAGUUGGGGAGUUCUUGGAUGGUAUCAUUGCUGCUGGUGCUGAGGUUUUACUGGUAAUGAACGAUAAAUAAUGAGUCGUAAAAUGUUCUGAACUGUGAACUGUAGAUGGACAUGUACCAAGUAAUAACUGUUAAGUUUCUGUAAAUACACCUCUCUUCAUUCAAAAAUUAUAGUUAAACUUUUCAAUAUUGAUUCCAUAUAAGAGAUCAUCAAUAUCUCUAACUUUAUGUUCCACAUAAGUACAUUGCUUGUAUUGUUCCCCACAUGUAUAGAACCCAGUGGUUAGAUUUGAGCAAAUUAUUUCAAAA